CUUCGGAAAGGUCAGCCUAAUUAAUAUUCGCGGUCGCCAAGUAUAUAAAGCAAUAGUUGGUAACAGUUUCUCAGUUCGAUAUUAUAACUCGUCGCAGGCACAUAUCGGAUUUAGCCAUGCGUGUUUUUUUGGCAAUUUCGUGUUUGGCAGCUUUGGCCGCUGCACGCCCUGAUGUCAGCCAUCUAGGAUACAAUUACCACUCUGGAUUCAGGGGCACAACUGUUGGGCCAACUGUAGUUGCUAAGUCAAAUGGUAUUGCCGUUGAUGCAACUCUUGCACCAACCGUUGCACCAUUGGGCCUUACAACAACUAUUGCUCCAACUCUCGCCCCAUUGGGAUUGACCUCAACCAUAGCCCCAGCUCUUGGAUACCAUGCUGACAGUUUCUUACCAUCUACCCCGCUUCCACUUGGAUUCGGCAGUGGAUUUGAUAGUUUAGCAGCCACCGCCAUCCCAUCCACCCUUGCACCAUUUGGCAUUACUGCAGCUCCAACUGCUUUCUCAACUUUCGGAUUGGAUGCUACUGCAAUCCCAUCGACCCUUUCUCCUCUUGGUCUUGGCAUCAGCAGUUUCGGAUACAAUGGAGCCUCUGCCGCAGGCUACAUCCACCAUCAAACCCCAGUUGUCAGCAAGCACUUCUAUGGCUACUCCGCUCCUGAAGAAGCCCGUGAAGAGUACCACAGACAUCUUGUUCUUGGAACCCCACAAAAGAACUACCGUGUAGUUUUCAUCAAGGCUCCAUCUAGUCAAACCGCUACUCGCAUUUCCGCAUCAUUCGCUCCAACUGAGGAGAAGACUGUCAUUUAUGUAUUGAGCAAGAAACCAGAAGAUCUUCAAAUUAAUGACAUUCAAGCUCCAGCACCAACCGAGCCAAGCAAGCCAGAAGUAUUCUUCAUCAAAUACAAGACUCCAGAGGAAGCUGCACAUGCUCAACAACAAAUUCAAGCCCAAUACGAUGCCUUGGGUGGAUACUCUCAUGCCAGCGACGAAGGAGUUGCCCCUCUUACAUCUGUCAUUGGCUCCUUGGGAGAAUCUAUCAGUGAAGUCGAUAUUGCCAAUGCCCGUUUCGACACUGUCCACGCACCUAUCCAGGUUUCAACUCCUCUUGCCGCUGGUGCUAUCCAUCAUGUUGGAUCGCCACUCUCAACUGUUGCUCCCACCUUAGAUGCUCUUUCCAUUGGAGGACUUACUAGCACCAUUGCCCCAGCUUUUAACAGCUUUGGAGCUGAUGCCUUCUCAUUGAGUACCCUUGCUCCAGCCGUCAGCACAGUCGCUCCAUUUAUUAGCACCUUGGCCCCAGCCGUAAGCACAAUCGCUCCAGCUGUCAGCACUGUUGCACCAGCUUUCGGUGAACUUGCCCCAGCUGUCAGCACAAUUGCUCCAGCUGUCAGCACAGUUGAACCUGCAAUUAGUAUCGGAGACAAAUACUUGCCACCAAGGAAGGCUUAAGUAAAGUAAAUUCCUAUGUCAUGACUCCUCGUAAAUGUAAUGUGUAAUGAUAAAUGUAUUACAAAAAUGUUCGAACAUUAAAAGUUAUAAAUUGAAUAAAUUA
This is a messenger RNA of Hermetia illucens (black soldier fly), 1551 nucleotides long. RefSeq lists its product as uncharacterized. NCBI's taxonomy places the organism in Eukaryota, Metazoa, Arthropoda, Insecta, Diptera, Stratiomyidae. Bases 117 to 1448 code for a protein of 443 amino acids. The transcript is spliced from 3 exons. The record is from RefSeq and is a predicted model, not a curated record.